AUGUCGGUCCGAUUUGAGAAAGAGCAGAUCCAGACGACGCCAGUCGCGCGCGUUGGACAAAAUGAGACCAUCGGGCACAAGAUCGGUGAGCGGUUGACUGGCGGACCUCAACCAAGUGGAUAUCUUGCUGCGUACCUGAAGCAACUCCAAGCCAACCCACUGCGAACAAAGAUGCUCACCUCCGGAACGUUAUCUGCGCUACAAGAGUUACUAGCUUCAUGGCUUGCACAUGAUCGCAGCAAAAACGGCCAUUACUUCAGCUCAAGAAUCCCCAAGAUGGCGGCAUACGGCGCCCUCAUCAGCGCUCCCAUGGGUCACGUUCUCAUCGGUUUGUUGCAAAGGGUCUUCUCAGGCCGAACCAGCUUGAGGGCGAAGAUCCUUCAGAUCUUGGCCAGCAACUUGAUUAUUGCGCCGAUUCAGAACACCGUCUAUCUAGCAUCAAUGGCCGUCAUUGCUGGUGCGCGCACAUGGCACCAAGUCCGUGCGACUGUCCGUGCCGGCUUCAUGCCUGUUAUGAAAGUCAGCUGGAUCACAUCGCCGUUGGCGCUGGCUUUUGCCCAGAAGUUCCUCCCAGAGCACACCUGGGUUCCAUUCUUCAACAUCGUUGGGUUUUGCAUUGGCACUUAUAUCAACACUCACACCAAGAAGAAGAGGAUUGCCGCACUGAGGAAGAAGCACUACGGCGACGGCCGAAGCACCUCUGAGCGACCGGACGACAGAUAUUAA
Messenger RNA from Exophiala viscosa, 726 nucleotides. RefSeq lists its product as uncharacterized. The record is from RefSeq and is a predicted model, not a curated record. The coding region runs from base 1 to 726 and encodes 241 amino acids. Gene Ontology annotation, cellular component: membrane; cytoplasm. Lineage: Eukaryota; Fungi; Ascomycota; Eurotiomycetes; Chaetothyriales; Herpotrichiellaceae. The transcript is spliced from 4 exons.